AGGCGUGGCCGGGAUCGCGGCGCCGAGGCGGGUUGGCCUCUCCUCAGACCUCUGUGAAGGCGGUUGCUUGCGGUGAGAAGCCCAGCCACUGCUCCCCGCCCUCAGAGAGCCGAGCUACCUCACAGGCGCCACCAUGACAGGCGGCUUCUGCGUCCCGGUACUCCUGGCCGCCUGGCUCGCGGCGACAGCGGCGGAGGGUCUCGAGCAGGCCGGGCUGCCGGCCGAGGAGAGCCGUGUGCAGCCCAUGACCGCCUCCAACUGGACGCUGGUGAUGGAGGGCGAGUGGAUGCUGAAAUUUUAUGCUCCAUGGUGUCCAUCCUGCCAGCAGACUGAUUCUGAAUGGGAGACUUUUGCAAAGAAUGGAGAAACACUUCAGAUCAGUGUGGGAAAGGUGGAUGUCAUUCAAGAACCAGGUUUGAGUGGCCGCUUCUUUGUCACCACUCUCCCAGCAUUUUUUCAUGCAAAAGAUGGGAUAUUCCGCCGUUACCGUGGUCCAGGAAUCUAUGAAGAUUUACAGAAUUACAUAUUAGAGAAGAAAUGGCAAUCAGUUGAGCCUCUCACUGGCUGGAAGUCCCCAGCCUCUCUAACGAUGUCUGGAAUGGCUGGUCUUUUUAGCAUCUCUGGCAAGAUUUGGCACCUUCACAACUAUUUCACAGUGACCCUUGGAAUUCCUGCAUGGUGUUCUUACGUUUUUUUCGUCAUUGCCACUUUGGUGUUUGGCCUGUUCAUGGGUCUGAUCCUGGUGGUGAUCUCAGAAUGUUUCUGUGUGCCUCUUCCAAGAGCUUCCUCUGAACGCUGUGAGCAGGAGCAGAGGCCUGGAGAGGCUCAAGGAGCUGAGCAGCUACAGGAUGCAGAGGAAGAAAAGGAUGACUCAAAUGAAGAAGAAAACAAAGACAGUCUUGUGGAUGAUGAGGAAGAGAAAGAGGACCUUGGAGAUGAGGAUGAAGGAGAAGAUGAGGAAGAGGACAACUUGGCAGGCAUCAUGGAUGAGGAGAGAAGUGACACCAAUGAGCAAGGAGUUGUGAAGGAGGGUAGUGUGUCCCCGAAGGAGGACGAAGCUCAUCCGGCUGACACUCAGGACAUGGUGGAAGACUCCCUGAGGCAGCGCAAGAGUCAGAAUGCCAACAAGGGAUCAUAGGCUACAUUAUGACAUUUCCAAAAAUACAGGCCAAAAAAGAAGUCUGUUUCCCUCUGGUCUGCAGUUUAAGCCAAGUCCUUAGUUGUUUGUUUUGUUUUUCUGAAUGACCAAUGUUCACUUUUAAAAGAUGAUCUCUGGCCCUGUGGUUACAUGGCAGUAAGCCUCAAUGUUGUAAAGAGAGGUGUAGCACUUAGCCACCAUAGUGUUAGGGACUUUGUGGGGACUUGUAGAGAACAAGUAGAUGUGCUUGGGAGCCAAAGAGUAAAUCAGAGGACUUCUCUGCAGUUCUCACUAGCACCUUAAGAAAUGAGGUUGCUGCUUAAUAAAGUGAGAGCAAAACCACAGCACUCCAGAGCAUCCUUGAAGUACAGGAAGUCUUUGCCUUCGGUGUUAAGCAUGUGUUUUAGUCAUGUCAGAAACAUCAGGUACCACAGCUCCCCAGCACUGUUUUGAGGCUAGAAAUUAUGGAGACCUGAGUAUAGAUAGAACUUCAGCAUGGAGCUAGGGAGUCAUCUAAGCUCUUUUGGUCUCUGUUGUCUUUUGUUUCUUAUCUUUCAUCUCUAUGACUUUUCCACCUUGCACUUUCAGACUCCCAUGUUUCACAGCUGCUCUGUAGUGAGAAGAGCAGGCAGCAGUGAUCUGCAUUGAUUACCCUUACUUGACGUAAAGCUUGAGGUAACCACAAUUGAGGAGGCUAAGACUGCCAAGUGUCUCAAAGACAUGCUAUUCUCUCUGAAAAUUCAAAAGGCAGUAGCAGUUUCAUAGGACAGGUACACGCAACAUCUUGUUUGGGUCCUAUAGUUACAGGAUAACUCUUCAAGAGUUUCUUCAGCCACAUUCUUUGUUUUUCUGAACCCAAAGUGCUCUAAGUCUUGUCACUAUAAGGUAUUUUUAUAAAGCUGACUUCAGGUCUGUGGUUGUUAGUUUCCAUCUCAAGAAAUCUCUCUGGAACCACUUUAAUAACAACUGAAAAGGCAUGUCUGCUUUGCUUUUAGUGAUACCCUUUUGGUGAAAAAAAAUUGAUGAAAGUCAAUAUCAGGAGGUAAAUGAUUUUGUUUCUUUCUAUCUCCCUUGAUCCUCUGGAGAAUUGUAUGAUUAUAAAUCUCUGCUCAAUCCAAUAUCAGUAUCAAGGAACCCAGCUUCCUUAAAAAAAAAAAAAAAAAAA
Messenger RNA from Mus pahari (shrew mouse), 2303 nucleotides. RefSeq names its product thioredoxin related transmembrane protein 4 (gene Tmx4). The transcript is spliced from 8 exons. Bases 134 to 1138 code for a protein of 334 amino acids. The record is from RefSeq and is a predicted model, not a curated record. Lineage: Eukaryota; Metazoa; Chordata; Mammalia; Rodentia; Muridae.